This is a messenger RNA of Trichogramma pretiosum, 1257 nucleotides long. Its product is annotated as histone H3.3. Gene Ontology annotation, cellular component: nucleosome. The record is from RefSeq and is a predicted model, not a curated record. The coding region runs from base 250 to 660 and encodes 136 amino acids. NCBI's taxonomy places the organism in Eukaryota, Metazoa, Arthropoda, Insecta, Hymenoptera, Trichogrammatidae. Gene Ontology annotation, molecular function: structural constituent of chromatin; protein heterodimerization activity; DNA binding. The transcript has 3 exons.
AGUAGAGAUUACUAUUGUGUGUACAUAACUAUAUAGGUCUGCUGCUACCGCGACGAAAGAGCGAGAGAGAGAGAGAGAGAGAGAGAGAAGAGAGAGAGAGAGACUCUCGGAGCGCCUCACACGUACACACACGAACAUACGUGUCGUCAGUCCACUGCCAACCAAGUGAAGGAAACGACGCGUCUACCGUCCCAACUCGUGGCUCUCCGUCAACGCAUCAUCCACAGGUAAAGAUUUCAAUCUUGAACAAUGGCCCGUACCAAGCAGACAGCCCGUAAAUCCACCGGAGGAAAAGCUCCCAGGAAGCAGUUGGCCACCAAGGCAGCCCGUAAAUCGGCGCCUUCCACCGGAGGAGUAAAGAAACCCCAUCGUUACAGGCCCGGUACCGUCGCUCUUCGUGAGAUCCGUCGUUACCAGAAAUCCACUGAGCUCCUCAUCAGGAAGCUGCCCUUCCAGCGUCUGGUGCGUGAAAUCGCCCAGGACUUCAAGACGGAUCUGCGUUUCCAGAGCGCGGCCAUCGGCGCCCUCCAGGAGGCGUCCGAGGCCUACUUGGUCGGUCUCUUUGAAGACACCAACUUGUGCGCCAUCCACGCCAAGCGAGUGACCAUCAUGCCGAAAGACAUUCAGCUGGCCCGACGAAUUCGUGGCGAGCGUGCUUAAAUUAUGCAUCUCAAUAUAAACCUAAUUAUAUUUAAAUAUUAUAUAAUGAUUAAUCAUAGUUUGAUCUUAAAAUUAUUAUAUAUAGUGGAUGAGAAUGCACAUUCAUUUAAGUCCACCUACUGUGUUGUGUAGAUUAUCAUGUAAGCCCCCUAACCUUUAGCAUCUUAAACAAAGAAAAAGACCUAGCUUCAAACUGUACCAUCAUCUUCGUUGAAUUUUCUCUUUAGUAUAUAUCUUCCAUGUGUUUGUAUUCUUUCUCGUAUCAUCAAAACUUAUUGUUGUUUUUGCAAUUUGUUUAUUUUAUUUUACUCAAAAUAAAUUUAUCCAUAAUGCUUGGAAUUUUAAUUCCAUAAAAAAUCAUUUGUUAAAAUUUAUUAUUUGUAUUUAACCAAGAUGUUUAUUUAAAUGUAUGUGUAACGAUGGUGGCUUAUACAUGUUAAUAUAUAUAAAAAGCACUCAUUAAACACGUGCUUAUAGAACAUAAGAUCUCUUUUUAUAGUGUAAUUUGACAUGAAAAAAAUGACUGUAUAAAAAUUACAGCACUGAACCUGGACUAUAUGAAUCAAUGUUCUUUGUGUAAGAUAUGCGUUUCAUAAA